Leptonychotes weddellii (Weddell seal) is the source of this 1919-nucleotide messenger RNA. The record is from RefSeq and is a predicted model, not a curated record. Lineage: Eukaryota; Metazoa; Chordata; Mammalia; Carnivora; Phocidae.
UGGGUUUGCCCUUCUUCAGGUGGUCUGGGCCAAGACAGAGAGGAUUGGCUGUGGCUCCCACUUCUGUGAGAAGCUCCAGGGUGUUGAGGAGAUCAAUAUCCAACUGCUGGUUUGCAACUAUGAGCCCCCGGGGAACGUGAAGGGAAAGAGACCCUACCAGGAAGGGACUCCGUGCUCCCUGUGUCCCUCCGGCCACCGCUGCGAGAAGUCCCUCUGUGAACCCGUCAGAGGCCCGGAAGAGGCUCAGGAUUUGCCCUACCUGCUAACUGAGGCCCCAUCUUCCCUGGCAACUGAGGCUUCAGGCUCUAGGAAAAGCAGUAGCCCUUCCUCCCUGGCAACGGAAACUCCAUCCUCCUUGGUAACAGAGGUCUCAGGCCCUCUGGCAACCACGGCUCUACCUGCUGUAGAAACCGAGGCCCCAUCUUCCUUAGCAACGGAAGAUUCCCCCUCCAUGGCAACAGAGGCUCCACCUUCCUUAACAACUGAGGUCCCUUCCUUUUUGGCAACUCACAGCCUGUUCUCCCUGGAUGAGGGGCCAGCUACCUUCUCCAAAUCAACCCAUGAUCUCAUCUCCAAAUUGGCAGACAAAGAGGCCAGCAGGACAAGCGUGCCCUCCAAGAGUCCAGAGAGUUCUCUGCACCCCAAGAUAUUCUUGACAGGGACACGGGAGCCGCUACCCCACUCCCAGAAGGCGGGCAAGGCUGAGGCCGAGUUGUCUCCUUCCAGUGAGGUCUCAGCCUCAGUUUUUCCAGGCCAGGACCAGACAGGUGAGCUGCCGGCCACACUGGACCACAUGGGGCACACCUCCUCCAAGUCCCUGUCCAACUCCCCCAAUACCUCUGCCACCGCUAAGGCCGUGGGCGGGCGGACCCUGGCUCUGCAGUCAUCUUUAGCAGGUGCAGAGGGCCCUGAAAAGCCUAGCGUCAAGUCAGGGCUAAACUCGGGCCCCGGUCACAUCCGGGGCCCCCUUCUGGGACUGCUGCUGCUGCCUCCCCUGGUGCUGGCUGGAAUCUUCUGAAGGGGCCGCCACUCAAAGGCAAGGCCUGGUGGGGAGACCCUGGCCUCAUGCCCACUCUGGAUUGCCUUUCUCCGAGUAAGAGGCCACAGUUUCCUGGGCAGGUCCUGUUCUGUGGCCCCAGUAGCCCCCGGUGACCCCAGCUUCUGGCCAGACUGCAGGCCAGUGCCCUCGUGCCCUCAGGAGGCCUCUAUAAUGCCAACUGCUGGCACUGCCCCAGGCGUUCCUCUGCCUGGGCGGAGGUCCACCCCUCAGCUAGCUGCAGGUUGUUCUGAGCAGUGUUCCUGUGGCCACUUGGGCUCAUUCUCCAGUUGUCCUGUGGCUGUGGUUCUGCUCUUCCAGGGACAGAUCUCAGUGCUUCCCAGAAACCCCUUGACCCCUCCUAGUGCCCUGGCUUCUUCCUUAAGCCAUCUGAGUCUGACGCUCUUCCCGGGAGGACCUCUUGCCUUCCCAGGCUGAAGAGGUCAGCUGUCCUGCCAUCUCCCCCACCCUGCCCCCCACCCCCCAGACAAGAUGCUUCUUGGCUGAAGGCCCUCCGGACAGGAAAGGCUAGGAAAGGCUGCAGGAAAGGCUGCGGGCUGUGCCUCAUCCACAGAUGCCUUGGGGGCAUGAGGCCUGCCACCUGGCCCAGACCCCUCCUGCCCCUCCCAUCUCAAUCCUGGGGCGGGGGGAUUCAGGGGAGAUCCCUGCCUACCAGGCUUGGGACCGUCUGCCUCGGCAGGUAGGGCGUUCUCCCUGAGUGCCCCCUCCCCCUACUUGCUGGUAUAGCUGGGGAGAGGGGUUGUGAGGAGCAGAUGAAGGACAAGCCCCACUUGAAUGGGGUUCUACACGGCGGGGGGGGGGGGCAGGCAAGGACCAGGGAAGGGAAGCAGCCCCUGACUCCUGAAUAAAACCUGUAAGAGUA